This is a messenger RNA of Diversispora eburnea, 2604 nucleotides long. The record is from the annotation of a GenBank genome assembly. Lineage: Eukaryota; Fungi; Glomeromycota; Glomeromycetes; Diversisporales; Diversisporaceae.
AUGGAAUGGAUGCCAACACCUGAGGGGCUUUCACAGCUGCUGCAGCUGCUUAAAGAUUCAGUGUCUUCCGAUAACGAAAUUCACACCAUGAUACAACAAAAACUUGAAUCAUUCAAUAAAAUACCCGACUAUCCCAAUUACCUUGUAUACAUUCUCACUCAGAUGCCGCAGGAAGAGGCAUCCACCCGUGCGAUCGCUGGCCUUUUAUUAAAAAAUACAAUUCGUGUAUAUUUUUCGACGAUUCAACGUGAUGUACUUUCAUAUGUGAAAACUUUAUCAAUCAAAGGGUUAGGAGAUUCAGACGUUAUGGUACGAGGUAUUGUCGGAAAUGUGAUUACCACUAUUGUAACGCGAGGAGGAUUGGCCGAUUGGCCGCGAGUCUUACCAAGUUUAAUGGAGUUAUUAGAUUCUCCAGAUUAUAACGUCGGUUCAUUUGGUGCCCUCCAAAAGAUUUGCGAAGAUUCAGCUCGUGAACUUGACCAAGAUAUAGAUGGCACACGACCUCUUAAUUUCAUGAUUCCUAAAAUAAUUACAUUUUUUGAUUCACCACAUGUUAAGAUCCGUGUAUAUGCUGUUUCUUGCGUAAAUCAAUUCAUUCUGAUGAGAUCAAAUUCACUUUAUAUACACAUUGAUGCGUUCGUGGCGGCUCUUUUCAAACGUGCUAGUGAUGAGAAUUCCGAAGUCCGUAAAAAUGUCUGUCAGGCUUUAGUAAUGUUACUUGAGGUGCGUCCAGAUAAACUUAUGCCUGAAAUCAGUAACGUUGUGGAAUAUAUGCUUUAUUCUACACAAGAUCAAGAUGAGCAAGUAGCGCUAGAGGCCUGCGAAUUUUGGCUGGCAUUUGCUGAACAAGAAGAACUCCGUGAACAUUUGCGUCCUUUUCUUCCUAGAAUUGUACCAGUGUUGUUAAAGGGUAUGGUUUAUAGUGAAAUGGAUAUCAUGACUCUUGGAGGUGAUGAAGACGAUACCAAUGUGCCAGAUAGUGAUACAGAUAUUAAACCCCGAUUUCAUCGAGCAAAAACUCACACAUUUGAACGUACUGAGGCAAAUACAGCAGCAUUAGAUGUACUUGCUACUGUUUUUGGAAACGAAUUGUUAGAAACUUUAUUGCCUUUCUUAAGAGAACAACUAUUUCACCAAGAAUGGAAACAUCGCGAAUGUGGUAUUUUGGCUCUCGGAGCUGUAUCGGAAGGUUGUAUGGAGGGAGUGGAACCUCAUUUACAAAACUUGGUUCCUUAUCUCAUUCAAACACUCAGUGAUCCUAAGCCGCUUGUUCGUUCAAUUACAUGUUGGACACUUGGUCGUUACUCUCGAUGGUGCGUAAAUCCUCCCAAUCCAGCUCAAGAUAGACCCAAAUACUUUGAACCUUUACUAGAAAUGCUCUUACUAAAAGUUCUUGAUAAUAAUAAACGUGUUCAAGAAGCCGCUUGUAGUGCGUUUGCUACUUUAGAGGAGGAAGCAUGUGAAUUGCUUAUUCCUUAUUUAGAUCCAAUUCUUCGAAAUCUCGUUUUUGCUUUUACUAAAUAUCAACAUAAGAAUCUACUCAUUCUUUAUGAUGCAAUCGGUACUCUUGCCGAUUCUGUUAGUUCAGCACUUAACAAGAAGGAAUACAUAGACAUUCUUAUGCCUCCACUUAUUGAAAAAUGGCAUUUACUUAAAGAUGACGAUAGAGAUUUAUUCCCUUUACUAGAGUGUUUGUCUUCAGUUACAACUGCUCUCGGAUUAGGAUUCCAACCUUUUGCUCAACCAGUAUUUGAACGUUGUGUUAAAUUAAUUCAUAAUACUUUAUUACAAUAUCAAAUGCAGCAACAAAAUCCUUCAUUAGAUAUGCCAGAUAAAGAUUUUAUGAUCGUUGCUUUGGAUUUAUUAAGUGGAUUAACCCAAGGAUUAGGUGGUCACAUUGAGGCUCUUGUCGAACACAGUAAUCCACCAUUAUUACCUCUAUUGAGUGUUUGCCUAACAGAUCCUGUUGCUGAGGUUAGACAAUCGGCCUAUGCUUUAUUAGGCGAUCUUUCUAUCGCAUGUUUCUCUCAUAUCAAACCACAUCUCAGUCAAUUCAUGGUUGAAUUGAUUAGUCAAGUUGAUCCCACAGCCGAACAUGUUAGUGUUUGUAAUAAUGCUGCUUGGGCAGCUGGUGAAAUCGCCUUACAAUGUGGUGCGGCUAUGCAACCAUGGGUUCCACCUUUGCUAGAACGCCUGAUCCCUCUUCUAACUAGUGAAACCACUCCUCGUACAUUAUUGGAAAACGCCGGGAUUACUAUUGGUAGACUAGGCCUCGUGUGCCCACAAUUGGUUGCUCCACAUUUAGAUAUAUUCUCCGAAGCAUGGUGCAAAGCUUUACGAUCAAUCCGUGAUAACGACGAAAAGGACACCGCUUUCCGUGGUUUAUGCGAAAUGAUUCAAGUUAAUCCAAACGGAAUUGCAAAAAGUUUUCUUUACUUCUGUGAUGCAGUGGUUCAAUGGCAACAUCCACCACCCGAAUUAAAUGAAAUAUUCCGUAAAAUUCUCACUGGAUUUAAACAGAUGAUGGGUCCGAAUUGGGAUGCAUACACAAGCCAUUUCCCACCUCACAUAAGGCAACGACUUCUUGAACGUUACGGACUUUAA